AUCAACCAAUAGAAAGCGUGCAUCUUCGCUCGAUAUUUGAUUGUCAAAUUUAGGGAAACAUUAGUCUAUUUAUAAAUUUAAUGUUUCGGGUGUAUUUCCUUUAAAACAGACAGUCGCUAUGUUGAGCAAUCUGCGCGGCGUCUCGCCUUUAUCCGACGCUAUGUCCGACAGUACUUUAGAGAGAAAUCGUGCUGAAAAGGCGUUAAUCACUAAAACGCCCGCCCAAAGUCAGGUUUUUGGGAAUAAAAGCAAUGUUAUUGGGACAAAGAAUUACUCCGAUAAAAACGGUAAUGAUGUUACUAAGUCGGUGCAUAAAGGGCGGAAGACUAUUGCGUUUUGGACGCUGGUGUGUUUGCUGUUCAUCCUCGCCAUCGGGAACCUGAUUCUCACAUUCACCAUUCUAGCCGUUUUGAGGCUUGGACAAGGCAUGGAAAGUAUGGAGCUCCUCCCAGAGCAUAACGCGGUCAAACUGCUUGGCGACACUGGACUGGAACACGUUUACAAGCGAGACGGGCUGCUCGAGGGCUUCAGGGAUAAGCCUGUCGAAAUAUCCAGCGAGAACGGCACCGUGCGAGUCACUUUGCAGACCAGGUUAUCUCGCACGGAAACGAAGUUGGCGCUGAACUCAUCCGGCGUGUUCGUACGCGGCGUCGGCGCGAUGCGGCUGCUGGACCCUGUGUCCGGGGAAACUGUCUUCAGCACAGCAUCCCAGGAGAUGAACAUACCUGAUGGCGUAAACAACCUUAACGCUAAGCAAAUAUCAACCAAACGCAUAUCCUCACCCACCGACCAAGACUUGAAACUCAAAUCCGACUCCUCGGCUCACCUGCGCGGCUCCGAAGGCACCCGAAUGGAGUCCAAGGAACUCUUCUGGUCCGCCGACCAAGACAUCUACCUUAAAUCCAUCAACGGUUCUGUAGUACUCAGCGGUAAGGAAGGAGUAUACGUACCGGUAAGGAAUUUACCCAUAGCCUUACCGCUAAACCGUACGGAACCCAGUACGGGACAGUUUAAAGUUUGUGUUUGUAUGCCGCAAGGGAAAUUGUUCCGUAUCGCUGUGCCCAGUGGGCAGAAAGUCACGUGCUCGCAUAUAAAUAUGACGGGGGAUUUGAAUCCUUGUAUUUAGAUAUGUAUUGUAAAUUAUUAUGACGCUUGAUUUGAAUUUGAGAACAUUUUAGAUGGUACAAUAUUUAAAGGCGUAAUACACUACACGAUCUGUCGUGCCCGAUUUAUCAGAGUACCCCCUAAGUUUUGUUACAUUUCCCUUAAUGCUAUAACACACGGGUCUGUUCAAUACAGAAGGCAGUCCGCCGUACGUCUGUUAAGCCUUUAUAAGGCAGAGGGAAUAUAUUUCCCACCUGAUUUUGAACUUUAUUUCAAAGUGAUAGAGUUCAAUUUUGCAUAAUUCCUGACACACUUAUGCCUUAUAAAGGGUUAAGGACGUAGCUAUAGUAUAUGUGAGAGCGAGAAAGCGAUAUGCUGGCCGAACUAAGGUAGCGGUUGGGUAGGUACGCCCGUCUGUUACAGCUUCAAGUUAGGUUAAGGCCUCAUUAACACGAGCGCUAUAUCAACGCGCGUUUGAAUGACACAAAUGGAUAACCAUGUAUGUAUUCACACGACAGCGGUGGCGCUUUUUAUCAAAAGCGUUGUUGGAUUUUCAACUUUAAGCCUUUGUCGUUAAGUCGAAUUUAAAGUGUGGAUAGAUUCAAGCGCUUUUUUAACGCGCGUUGAAAAAGCUUACGUGCGAAUGGGGGCUUAAAGUGUAAUACGUUUUUUACGAUAUGUAUACGUUUAUCCGUUGAGUGUUCUAGUCAUUAUACUAUAUGCAUACAGUAGGAGUUAGUAACCGUAGCGAUUCAAAAACCCGUUAGGGAUUGAAGGAGUUUGUCAAUUGUAAUGUUUAUACUAAAAUAUUAUAGGCAAGAAGUUAAAAUCGUUACAGCUUUCAUACUUUAAAUCUAGAUUGUAUUUUGUUGUAUUUUAUAUCAGCCUACAAUUGUGGAAAAAUUUCCUGUUUUACAAUAUUUAUUUACGAUACAAGUGCGGAAAAGAAGAAAUUCGAAAUGAGUGGCGAUUAAUAAAAUCGACACGAGUUGCGAAUUACCUAUUCGCACGUGUAUCGUACAACGUUUUACAGUACAUAUGGCCCUUUAAACUUUUGACAUACGCACGAAAAGUGCUAGUUUACGCACUAGUGCGGGAAAAUAGGACCAUAUGUACUGUAAAAUAUUUUAUUAUUAUAUCAGUUAUUAGUUUUAGAGUCAUAAUAAAACACCUUUUUAUAUUCAUAUGAAUACUUUAAAAACUUUCUCUUCUCGGUUUGUUUUGAUUGUUUUUUUUACACAAAUUUAAUUUGAACGAAUCAAAAUUAAAUUUUAAUUUAAAUUUUGAUUUUACACAAAGAUUUUAAGGUUAAUGCAUUCAUAUAGAAAGCAACGAGUAACUGCCUCUGUAAUAAGUAAUUUAAGUAUAACAUAUCGUCAUGUAUAAUUGUUUAUUGGAUAUUGAAAAUAAAACCACAUGUUAAAAUAAAAAUUCAAAAUGUAUUUUUCCAUCCCUUACCUCCUAAAUUGCUACACUAUGAACGCGUAUAUACACAUAUCGAUAAAUUACCAAAACAACGCUUUACUAUAUGCAAUUUCUCGCAAAUAGCCAAAAUAGGUGUCCCUUUGUUUGACAUAGUUUUAAGUCAAAUGUAUUGUUUGUCAUAUUAUCAUUAGUCGUAAAACUGAAACCGUUAACUUUUCAGGAUUUUCGUAAGGUUAUCCUAUAGAUAGGUUAGGUUAGGUUAGGUUUGUUUUAUGACAACCCGGAAAUGUUACGCGUUUCUGAGAAAAACCAAAUUAUGACUAACGAAAAUGCGGACAAACAGAUACAAUACAUUAUGACUUAAAACUUUAUGGGAAACAAUAGAGACCCAUUCUGCCCUCCUAAGCCGAAUAGCGCUAUCUCAAAAACAAAUGAUUUAGAAAAUGGAACUCUCAGUAAUAGAAACUAAAGUAUAAGUUAGCAAUGAAUUUUCUUUUGAGAUAGCGCUCUUUGGCUU
Molecule: messenger RNA, 3046 nt
Organism: Cydia fagiglandana
Lineage: Eukaryota; Metazoa; Arthropoda; Insecta; Lepidoptera; Tortricidae
Gene: Scgbeta
Exons: 5
Coding region: 119-1126 (335 amino acids)
Biological process (GO): muscle organ development
Cellular component (GO): sarcolemma; sarcoglycan complex
Source: RefSeq, a predicted model, not a curated record